Messenger RNA from Effrenium voratum, 1113 nucleotides. Lineage: Eukaryota; Dinophyceae; Suessiales; Symbiodiniaceae. The record is from the annotation of a GenBank genome assembly.
AUGGACGAGCUGCAAGCGCUCACGGAGCAGCGGGACCAAGCCAUGCAGAGGGCCCAGAAGCUGGAUCUGGAGAUUGCCGCAGAGCAAGAGGCCCUGGACGACCUUGAGCGGGAGUGCCACAGCUUCGAUGUGCGGCUCAGGAACGCCAAAGCGGAGGAGGAACGGAUGCGGAGGGAGGCGGCUGACCUCGCUGCAGAGAAUGGCAGGAGUGAGAGAAAGGGCGCACCCGCCGUCGAUCCGCAGGAGUUGCGGGCUCUGCGAGAAGAGCUUGCGCAAGAGCGGCAGCGCGCCGAGCGGGAGGAUGAGGCACAGGAGCGAGCAACCCGGGCUCGAGUCGAGGAGCAGUGCAUGCUGCUACGAGCGCUGCACGACAUGGCGAUGCUCUCAGAUCGGCCUCGGGAGUGGAGCUGGUGUUCGCAGCCGAAGAAGCCGGUGGGAGGCGCAUAUGGUUGCUUUCUCGCCGACAAGCGCCCGCAGUUCACCAAGGCCUGUGAAGGCAAGAAGGCCUCAGAAAUUUCCAAGAUGGCUGGCGCGGAAUGGAAAAAGAUGACCGAAGCGGACAAGGCUCCAUAUCAGAAGAAGUUCGAGGCAGUCAAAAAGAAGUAUGAGGAGGACAUGAAGAAGUUCAAAGCAGCGGGCGGUGAAGUGCAAAAAGGUGUCCGUGCCCUCAGGACUCAAAAGCGAAAAGAAAAGGAGGGCGUCUCCAAGACGAAGCGGGGAGACAAGGACCCAGACCGGCCCAAGAAGCCAGCAGGGGGCGCUUACGGUGUGUUCCUCGCCGAAAACAGGCAGACCUUUAUGGAUUCAUUGCCGAAGGGCUCCAGAGCGCCGGAAGUCUCCAAACUGGCGGGCAAGAAGUGGGCGGCGCUGACCGAGGCGCAGAAGAAGCCCUACCAGGACAAGUAUGAGAAGAAGAAGGCAGCGUACGAGGCAGCCAUGAAGGAGUACAAGGCGAAGGCAGCUGAGAAAGUGGAGGAGGAGGAGGAAGACGAAGAUGAAGAUGAAGAUGAAGAUGAAGAUGAAGAUGAAGACGAGGAAGAACCGAAGCCAGGGGAGAAGAAGCCUAAGGCUGCUGCCAAACCGGUUGCAAAAAAGAGCGCAAAGAAGGCGUGA